Messenger RNA from Paramecium sonneborni, 751 nucleotides. Lineage: Eukaryota; Ciliophora; Oligohymenophorea; Peniculida; Parameciidae. The record is from the annotation of a GenBank genome assembly.
GAAAAAUCUAAAACUUUAUUCGAUGAAAAGCUAGAUGGAACAUUUUGAAAUUCUUGAUGAAAUGGCUGAUUUUCCAGAAGAAUUGAAUGUCAAAGCAAUUUUAGAGAAAGUUAAGGCGUUUUUAGUUGUAAAACAACUAAAAGAAGAUAGUUCGCCAAAUUUGGUCAUACCAAAUCUAUAUAUAGGGUGUUUAGGAACAGUCUUGAAUAAAAAAAAACUCUUUGAAAGUAUAUAAAAUGUAUAAAUAACAGCUUAAAUAACCCAUAUUCUAAGUGUGUGCGAGAUGCCAAUAUUUCCUUAUUAACCAGAAGAUUUUAAAUCUCUUCUCAUUAAUAUCAACGAUAGUGUAGAUUAGGAAAUCAAGUCAAAGUUUGAGAUAGCUAAUGAUUUCAUUCAUUCUGCCAUCUAAAAAAAGUAAAAUGUACUUAUCCAUUGGUAUUUUAUCAUAUAUAUUAAAAGUUUUGCUGGUAAAUCUAGGUCUGCUUCCUUUGUUAUUGCUUAUUUAAUAAAAUAUUUAUAAAUGACACCACUUUAAGCCCUUAAACUCCUCCAAUCAAAGAGAACAAUAGCUUAACCUAAUAUGGGCUUCAUGAAAUAGCUUGAUGCUUAUCAUAAGGAACUCUAUAGAUAGCCACAGAUACAAAAAUAAAAAAAAUAAGAAGAAAGCACUCCUCUUGAGAAAAAAGUGAAAUAAAAUGAACCAGAAGAAGUUUAAAAGUAAAGUAGUGAUCAAUUAGUACUUAAUUCUUGA